CUUGUGGGCAAAUGCCUUGCUGUGCAGGUCUCCAAAGCAGAUGCGACGUAUGUCGUUAGUGCUCCACCAAGCAGAUUUGAUAAAUCGAUUGGAAUGCCCAACAGCGUGCUAGCAAGCUCUCAGAAACAGUUAGGUCCAGUGUAUAAAGACCCUCCUCCGAAAAUCAAUCCAACGGGUGUAGCAGUCCAUCCAUUGCGAGCAAGCUCUAGUCAAGGAAUCCAGCUCUGUCGGCUUUGCGAUCCCGAAAGCCAGGCCGAUCGGUCGGGCUCUGGUAGUGGUGCCGCUUGCAAUUGCAACCGAGGGAUUGAUAGUAGGCGGUCUGGUACAACUGGAUGCGAAGUCACUCAACAAGCCUUGGGAAGACAAACUGAACAGUCAAUCGCAACCCAAAGCAACGCCUGUGUCAGUCACAUCAUAUUCACCUCUUUAGUGCUCGUGGUUGUCUUUUUGGGCUAUGUUUUUUACGAGAUGUUUAAGAAAUACUUCCAAGUCAAGCCGAUCUAUUGAGGGUGCCCUACAUACUCAUACAAGAAGUUUGUUGUGGGUCAAAUGUUAAUUCGAUGACAUAGAGCCAGUGUUUCCAUGAGUUAGA
Molecule: messenger RNA, 592 nt
Organism: Puccinia graminis f. sp. tritici CRL 75-36-700-3
Lineage: Eukaryota; Fungi; Basidiomycota; Pucciniomycetes; Pucciniales; Pucciniaceae
Exons: 4
Coding region: 94-507 (137 amino acids)
Source: RefSeq, a predicted model, not a curated record